AUGAACGUCUUCUUGUGGACGUCUCACUGUCGUCGAGCAAAUGGCUUGCGCCUUGCUUCGUCCUUGUUCCCGUCUCUACUUCGAUGCCCUCAGGUACCAAGAACAGUGAGGCUCAUUCGUAGCUUAACACAAGAAUACAGACACCUGUCAAGUGCAUCUUCUGCACUUCGUAACGCCGGCCGUGUUCCUCAAGUCCCAUACAGUUUUCGCGAACUUGGUAUUCGCGACGCCAUCACCAAGGCAAUUGAGAAGGCAUUUCCGGAUGUACAACGCCCGACGAUCGCUCAGGCUGAUUUUAUACCUGCCAUAUUGAACGGGAAGGACGUCCUUCUGCACGAUGAGACAGGGACGGGAAAAUCGUUCGGUUCCAUUGUAGCUUUGUUAAACAAGUCGCGUGUCAGAGCUUUACACGUUCGCAGCCGUCAGAAUGGAAUGGGGAUCACUUCACUUGUGAUUGUUCCGCAUAGAGAUUUGGGCUAUCAAAUGAUACAGUGGAUUGACACUAUUUUGAAACAUUCGGGGGAAAACCAGCCACCUUUGGACUCAAUGGCUCAGUUAGUUGCACGAGGUUAUUCUGUGUCGUUGGAGGAGCAAAUACACAAGCUAAGGACGAAUCCACCGCAUAUUCUUAUUGGGACGCCACAAGCUCUUUGGGAGAUCUACAACUCUGAUUCCGAUCAUCGACGGGUUUUACAGCUUGAGAGUGUUGUGACUGUUGUUUUGGAUGAAGUGGAUUAUUUGCUUGACAUCCCACCACCUUAUGUGCGAAAAUCGCGAGAAAGGUGGAAGAAUUUCAGGAAACAUCCUAGUCUUACGCGUCAGAUUUUGGAAGCGCUUUUGCCUGGACGCAAACCUGGUGCUGUCCCUCUGGCAGAAACUAAUUACGAUGAUGAUGGUGGAGACGGUGACGUCCGGAGGAAUAAGAACUUCAAGAAGGCGAGGAUGGAUGAUUCCUUAAGGUCUGGCCGACCGAUCCAGAUCGUUAUGUCUUCUGCGACGGUGCAUUCUACGCUCACGGAUUAUCUGUGUGAUGCGAACUGGCUUGGCAGGGAUCGGGUUAUACUUUCUGGCAAGCAGCUGUUGAAAGCGAAUGCACACAUGCUCCGCGGUGAGAAGGUACAAAAAGAUGGAAUUGUUCAUCAUGCCUUCAUGGUGUCUACGGAUGGGAGUUUGGCGAAUGUGGAUUUUGCGGUCCGGCCAGGUGAAGAACCGGAAUCCAAGGUCGAGGAUGAGCAUAAGGACGAGGAUUCAGAUGCUUCAGCGAGACAUAAAGAGAGAAUGAGAAAGAUCCAGGAUCAAGGCGUUCCUCCCCAGUCUCCCACGUCUCCCGUCGUUAUGGAAGCAGUAGCGUCUAUCUUUGCUCUAGAUGUCCCUCACCUGGCUCUUCUUGUUCUUCCACCCGGUUCAUCGGUACAGAAGGCUAUUUUAGAGCUACAAGAUUUAGGAAUUGACGCUCGAGCCCUUGACUUGCGAUCUUGGAAUAAAGACACAGUAGACCAGACAUCAGUUGAUCCUGUACUGUUAGUAGCAACGCCCGCAACUAUUCGUGGAGUGGACUUGCCGCAACUGACGCAUGUCUUCUGUGCUGGCGCUCCUGACACGACGAGUGCAGACGUGUUCAAACACGUUGCUGGUCGGGUAGGUCGCUUCGGCCGGGAAGGAAAGGUGAUGACCUUUGUGACCGAGCGCGAAGUGGAGCAUCGGGAGGGAGUUUUGCGGACUACGAAGCAUCCGGCUGGGCUACUGAAGGCAUUUUACCGCAACCUGCGCAUACAGCCAGUUUAUUUUGACCUUAGUGCGGUGGGUCUUGGGGAGUAGACAGUUUCAACAUUCAGUCCGAUGGUUGAUCUUGUUUAAGACGACUGUUGGUUGAGAUUAUAAUUGGAUUAGAAACGUUGUUCGGAAGCCAGUAUUAGGUGAACGUUUGACAGCGGAUGCACGGCGCAUAAUGCGGAGAUACUUUGUGCACGAGGAGGUAUUUCCAUGGGAUAAGGGGGUGUUGAAUCAACGAACGAAGGUCUCUUGACGACAGACAUGAGCAGUAGAAAUAGCCGGAGCAGAGGAUGGAAUAAA
This is a messenger RNA of Fomitiporia mediterranea MF3/22, 2073 nucleotides long. RefSeq names its product P-loop containing nucleoside triphosphate hydrolase protein. Gene Ontology annotation, molecular function: RNA binding; RNA helicase activity; ATP binding. The coding region runs from base 1 to 1818 and encodes 605 amino acids. The record is from RefSeq and is a predicted model, not a curated record. The transcript has 4 exons. NCBI's taxonomy places the organism in Eukaryota, Fungi, Basidiomycota, Agaricomycetes, Hymenochaetales, Hymenochaetaceae.